This is a messenger RNA of Fonsecaea multimorphosa CBS 102226, 624 nucleotides long. RefSeq lists its product as uncharacterized. The coding region runs from base 1 to 624 and encodes 207 amino acids. Lineage: Eukaryota; Fungi; Ascomycota; Eurotiomycetes; Chaetothyriales; Herpotrichiellaceae. Gene Ontology annotation, molecular function: catalytic activity. The record is from RefSeq and is a predicted model, not a curated record. The transcript has a single exon.
AUGACGGGAGACCAACCGCCAGCAUCCUCCACCUCAGAUUCCGCAAUGUCUCCCCUCCAACUACCACCAAAUCUAAAGUUCGGCCCCUUUUCCGUAGCAGCACAGAUCUUCCACCUCUCGCCUUCUCGUCUUUCCUACGGCCUGGUCAACCUCAAACCCCUGCUUCCAGGCCACAUCCUGAUCUGCCCCGUACGCAGUGUUCCGCGUCUCUCGCAACUCACCAGCGCCGAAACUGCCGAUUUGUUCAACACGGUCCGCCUCGUGUCAAGGACCCUUGAACGCGUGUACCACGCCACUUCUUUCAACGUCGCGGUCCAGGAUGGAGUCGACGCAGGCCAGUCCGUGCCGCAUGUGCAUGUCCAUGUGAUUCCGCGACAGAAAGGAGAUUACGACGACAAGGGUGGUGGCGACAGGGUUUACGAUGCGAUGGAUGGAGAGGAAGGGGAUUUGGGUGCCGCUUUCCUGGAGAUGCGAAGGAUCAGAGACGAAAGGUCGAAAUCGGGAAGGGAGGCCCUGGGCGGGCCAGACAGUACCAGGAAGCCCAGGAGCGAGGACGAGAUGAGGAAGGAGGCGGAGUGGCUGAGGCAGGAGAUUGAAAAGGAUCGUGUGCAGGAUGAGGAUUGA